AUGGACGAAACCCCCCCACCCGCAUCCCACCACGACGAGAACCAAAACCCCCUCCUCCGCGCCUCCAACCCGCAAGUCUCAAACCUCGAACAAGACGUGUUAGACGAAUAUGCGCGUCUUCUAGGGAAUGUGAACAAGUUGGAAUCAAAACUCUCCGACCUCUCAGGCGACCCCUCCUCGCUCACACUAGACGGCCUCCGUCUGCUCGAGCGCAAAACGGCCACCGUGUGUACGCUGCUCAAGGCGAGCGUUUAUAGUAUUGUGCUGCAGCAGCAGAUCUUUAAUGAGAGUGAGGAGCAGGCGCGUGCGGAUGAGGAGGGAGAACAUCGGGCGGCUGAGGAGGGGGACUUUGGGUAUCAGGAUCAGUAUCGGGAGCAGGAACACGGGGGGUAUUAUGGGGAUGAGGGGGGGGAUGUUACUUUUUCUUGA
This is a messenger RNA of Aspergillus candidus, 429 nucleotides long. Its product is annotated as DASH complex subunit DAD3 family protein. The transcript is spliced from 2 exons. Gene Ontology annotation, cellular component: DASH complex; mitotic spindle. Gene Ontology annotation, biological process: attachment of spindle microtubules to kinetochore. The record is from RefSeq and is a predicted model, not a curated record. NCBI's taxonomy places the organism in Eukaryota, Fungi, Ascomycota, Eurotiomycetes, Eurotiales, Aspergillaceae. The coding region runs from base 1 to 429 and encodes 142 amino acids.